Scaptodrosophila lebanonensis is the source of this 2670-nucleotide messenger RNA. Its product is annotated as CXXC-type zinc finger protein 1-like. Gene Ontology annotation, molecular function: DNA binding; zinc ion binding. Gene Ontology annotation, biological process: positive regulation of DNA-templated transcription. Lineage: Eukaryota; Metazoa; Arthropoda; Insecta; Diptera; Drosophilidae. Gene Ontology annotation, cellular component: Set1C/COMPASS complex. The transcript is spliced from 3 exons. The coding region runs from base 79 to 2061 and encodes 660 amino acids. The record is from RefSeq and is a predicted model, not a curated record.
GUGUGUGCGUUUGGGGUUCUUGCUGUUGUGUUUGGGUUCACCGAGGAGGAAGAACCACUGUGGGGCAUAAGAAGCAGCAUGUCAGAGAAACGGAAAUAUAAGAAAUCGAAAGAGGAAAUCGCCCGUGAAUUCGAUUUGCCUGAGCGUAAAUCGAAAAUAGCAACAAUACUCAAGCAGGAUGAUCAGGCCUAUUGUAUAUGUCGCACCUCGGACUGCUCGAGGUUUAUGAUUGGUUGCGACGGCUGCGAAGAAUGGUACCACGGUGAUUGCAUUGGCAUCACUGAAAAGGAGGCCAAGCACAUUAAACAAUACUAUUGCAGGAAGUGUAAACAGGAGAAUCCCGAUUUGCAGACAAUCUUUCGGAUUGCGGCCACGGAAAGGCAUGCGGCAAAUAAUGCGGCCAGUACCAGCAAUCAAGCGGCAGGGGGCCAAACCCUGCCCGGUGCCGCUGUGGCUACGAAUAGUGGUGCCGUACCAACUACAGGUGCCCUAAAACGCAAAAACAACAGUAACAACAACAUUAAAGCUGGCAAACGUUGCGGUACCUGUGAAGGCUGCCGUCGGCCCAACUGCAACCAAUGUGAUGCAUGCCAGAUACGUGUUGGCCACAAGCCACGCUGCAUUUAUCGCAAUUGUGUGACGCAGGGCUCAAUGGUUGGUGUUGGCGCAGCUGCAGGAGUCGGGCAAAUGCAGAAUGUUGCACCAACAACAACGGUUUCAACAACAGCGGCCGGACGGAAGCGGGAUAAGGCAUUGAUAAAGGAACGCAAAAGUAAAAUGACACGCGCCGCCAGUCCAGAGAUAUUUAUAAAUCCCGAGCUGGAGGGGCUCCGGCAGUGCUAUGGGCCGAAUUGCCGUUGUCAGGCACGGCCGCAAAGUAAAUACUGCAGCGACAAAUGUGGUUUCAAUCUCGCCACGAAUCGCAUAUUCCAGGUGUUGCCACAGCGCCUGCAGGAAUGGAAUUUAACGCCCUGUCAUGCGGCCGAAGAGAAUCGUAAGCAAUUGGAUGCGAUUCGAAAUAAGCAAUCGAUGGUGCGCUUUGCUUUAGCGGAGCUGGAAAAGCGUGCUGAGGAGCUUAAUAUGGUGGUGGAGCGGGCCAAACGCAGCUCCAUUGAUCCGCAGCGAGCGCAAGAAAGUAGCGAUGUCGAGGAUGAGCAGAGCAUGUAUUGCAUUACUUGUGGCCAUGAGAUACACUCUCGUACGGCGAUUAAGCAUAUGGAGAAAUGCUUUAAUAAAUACGAAUCGCAGGCAUCCUUUGGCAGCAUUUUCCAGACACGCAUGGAGGGCAACAACAUGUUCUGUGAUUUCUAUAAUCCCGCAAGCAAAACCUAUUGUAAGCGCUUGCGCGUACUCUGUCCGGAGCACAGUAAAGACCCAAAAGUGAACGAUACAGAUGUGUGUGGCGCACCACUCGUCCACAAUGUCUUCAAUCCAACGGGGGAGUUCUGUCGGGCACCCAAAAAGAAUUGCUUCAAACACUAUGCCUGGGAGAAGAUACGACGCGCCGAAAUCGAUUUGGAACGAGUACGCCAAUGGCUCAAAAUGGACGAUCUGAUGGAGCAGGAGCGUCUGCUGCGCCAGCAGAUAACCUCGCGUGCCAACUUGUUGGGCCUUAUGCUGCACUCCACCUAUAAUCACGAGGUGAUGGAUGAACUGGUGCGCAAACAGCAGGAACAUUUGGCCGAAUUCGAGAAGCAGAAGCGGCGGCAACAACAGCACCAGCAACAGAAGCAGCAGGAGUUGCAACAGGAACAGGAGCGUGUGCUACAACAGCAGCAACUGAAAGUGCAAAAACAGUAUCAAUUGCAGCAGCAAUAUCAAAUGCAACAGCUACAGCGGCAACUCCAACAGCAGCAACAACUUCAACAGCAGCAGCAGCAACAACUCCAGCAGCAGCAACAACUCCAACAGCAGCAGCAGCAACAACUCCAGCAGCAGCAGCAAAAUUUGCAGAUGCAACAUCUUCAACAGCUGCAACAACAGCAACAACAACAACAACAACAACAACAAAAACGUGUGCAGCCAAUUCAUUUUAUUUAUCAACCGAAACCCCAGCAAUAGUUAACAGUUUUAUGAGCAGCAAUUCAUCUUUCUUAACUCUUUUGUAUUUUUUUUUAUAAACAAAUUAAUUUGUUGUUGUGUUGCGAAAUUGAUAAUUAUUAUUACUUACUUUUUUGGCGAUUGCCACAUAGGAACAGAGAUUUGUGCAACAACAAUUUAAAGCCCAAAACCACUUUGUAAAUCAUCAUACAUACAUAAACAUUACAAGUAUAUAUAUUUAUAUACAAGUAUAUAUAUAUAUAUGUAUGCUUAAGUGAUUUUAAUAUUUAUAUUUACAACUAACUAUAUAUAUUUAUAUCACCUCAAAGUUGAGAGAGGGAGAAAGAGAAACACUUUCAAUUAUAUUUAUUAUAUCGUGAAAUUGCAAUGAUCAUGUAUUCAUGACUUAAGUUUCGUCUUAAUCAUCGCCUAGCUAUAAGAAUUAUACACAUUGUUAAUAGUUAUGCACGAUUUAAAAUUAAAACGCAUUAUUAUGUAAGCUAAAAAGAACACAAACAAAACCCCUUAGCAUUCCCGUGAAAUAUGACGUGAAUGGUCGCAAUCUGCAAAACAUAAUUGUAUAUAUAUCUUAAUGACUUAAUUAAAAUUGUCAAGAACAUUUUUUACAAA